AAAGAGCUGGGAAUUAAAGAACUGAUACCAGCCUAUCUUGAUCCCAAACUCAACCCUCAAGAUUUAUCAACUGGUGUCAGCUUUGCGUCUGGAGGAAGCGGAUACGACCCUCAAACAUCUCAACUCGCGUCAGUGACACCAAUAUCCAGUCAACUGAAUCAAUUCAAGGAGUACAUUACAAAGCUGAAAGGUGCAGUUGGAGAAGAAAAGGCAAAAUACAUAUUAAGCAACAGCAUAUAUCUUGUGGUGGCAGGUAGUGAUGACGUGGCCAACACCUAUUUCACAAUCGGCACACGGCGCGUACAAUACGAUAUUUCUUCGUACGCUGAUCUCCUUGUUUCUUCAGCUUCCAGUUUUAUACAGGACAUAUACAAGCUUGGUGCAAGAAGAAUAGCCGUUUUCGGUGUCCCACCAGUCGGCUGCUUGCCAGCUCAGCGAACACUUGCCGGUGGGUCAAUAAGAUUCUGUGCCGAGCCUUACAAUCAGGCGGCACAAAUCGUUAACGCCAAACUCUCGACUGCACUUGAUUCCUUAACUGGAACUCUGCCUCAGUCGAGGGUGGUUUACAUUGACAUUUAUACCCCUCUUCUUGAUCUCAUCAUGUACCCUCAAAAAUACGGUGAGCCAGUAUCAUAUGAU
Striga asiatica is the source of this 639-nucleotide messenger RNA. The record is from the annotation of a GenBank genome assembly. Lineage: Eukaryota; Viridiplantae; Streptophyta; Magnoliopsida; Lamiales; Orobanchaceae.